AUGCAAGAGUUUGCUCCCGCAAACAUUUUCAACUGUGAUGAGACUGGUCUGUUCUUCAAGAUGCUGCCAGACCGUUCACUCUCUUUUUCUAGUGAGGCCUGCACUGGUGGCAAGCAUAGCAAAGAGAGGGUGACAGUCAUGGUCGGUGCAAAUGCGGAUGGCACCGAGAAGCUGCCUCUUCUGGUAAUUGGAAAGGCAAAAAACCCGCGUUGCUUUAAGGGCGUGAAGAACCUGCCUGUAUGGUAUAGCAGCAAUACAAAGGCCUGGAUAACUCAAAGCUUGUUUGAGGAUUACCUCCGCCGACUGGACCGUAUGUUCGAGCGCCAGAAGCGACAAGUCGUCAUCUUUGUUGACAACUGUGGGGCGCACGGCGCCGUUAACAAUCUGCAAGCUGUUCGACUAGAGUUCCUACCGCCGAAUACUACUAGUGUGCUCCAGCCGAUGGAUCAAGGUGUCAUCAAAAACCUCAAGGUGCACUACCGGGCCCGUUUACUUGGCCGCACACUCGUGUGUUUCGAUAGCGGAAAAAGCUACUCCGUGAACCUGUUCUCGGCACUCGGCAUGCUGGCAGAUGCGUGGAAGGCUGUUCAGCCUUCGACCAUUGCGAAUUGCUUCAGGCAUGCUGGAUUUUGCAACUGUGAAGAGGCCAGCCCUGGGGACGCAAUCGGCACCGCUGAAAACAUCGACAACGGUGAGCAGCUGAUUGCUGAUUUGCGCAGCAGCGGGAUGGACCUUCCCGCAGCUGUUACUUUUGACGAGUUUGCCGCAAUCGACGACAACAUAGAGUUGUGCGCGGAGCUGACGGACGACGAGAUCGUGCGGCAAGUGACCGCGCCGCCGCAAAGCGACUCGGACUCCGACGUGAGGAUGACGCAUGCGGCCGCCCGCAACCAUCGCCGCAAGACGUUGCCAACGCUCUAG
This is a messenger RNA of Dermacentor silvarum, 921 nucleotides long. RefSeq names its product tigger transposable element-derived protein 4. The coding region runs from base 1 to 921 and encodes 306 amino acids. The record is from RefSeq and is a predicted model, not a curated record. Gene Ontology annotation, molecular function: DNA binding. The transcript has a single exon. NCBI's taxonomy places the organism in Eukaryota, Metazoa, Arthropoda, Arachnida, Ixodida, Ixodidae. Gene Ontology annotation, cellular component: nucleus.